This is a messenger RNA of Plasmopara halstedii, 1746 nucleotides long. Its product is annotated as aminoglycoside phosphotransferase. Lineage: Eukaryota; Oomycota; Peronosporomycetes; Peronosporales; Peronosporaceae. The record is from RefSeq and is a predicted model, not a curated record. The transcript has a single exon. Bases 1 to 1746 code for a protein of 581 amino acids.
AUGGAAUCGGUACAUUCAAAGACGCAGGUAUCACUUUUGGAGGUUUCGCAAGAGGAGCUAGAGCUGGCACUACAGAACAGAAAGACGUUUGUGUGUUCAAAUGCUAAUGUAAAGUCUUCAAGCGGCCAGAACGAUGGUACUCGUUUAAAAAUUGUACAUACCCACAUGUCUAUGGUCGUGAUGUUUCCUGAGCAAGUAUACAAAGUCAAAAAACACGUAAACCUUGGGUUUGCAGAUUUUACGUCCUUAAACAAACGUUUCAAGGCGUGUAUUGCAGAGGUAGAGCUGAACAAAACACUAGCACCAAAUGUAUAUCUGGGCAUAGUCCCAAUCUACAUGAAAAGGGAGACACGAGAAAUUAGUGUACGAUGCGACACCUAUUGGACGCCAGAGAGGAAUGAACAUUCGGAUUGGUUUCAAAAUGAUCAAUUUGGAGAAAUUAUAGAUUGGGCCGUACACAUGGUACGUUUACCAGAUGAAUGGUCGUUGAUGCAUCUUCUGGACCAAGGUAAGUUGACAGAGAAGAUGCUGGAACAAUUGGUCGAAAAGCUUGUCAACUUUCACAAAACUGCUAUUCGUGGGCGAGACAUCGAUCAGUUUGGAAAGAUAUCGAUGGUAUGUAAUAAUAUGGACGAUAACUUUGAUCAAACAGCUUCCCACGUUGGAAUAACAGUUAAUGAAACUGUUUAUAAUCGGGUGAAAAAGCUUUCGUAUAUAUGGCUAGAGACACUUAAGCCUAUAAUUGAGUCGAGGGUGGAGCUGGGAUGCAUUUGUGAUACACAUGGAGAUCUGCGACUUGAACAUGUCUUUCAAUUACCUAGUUCCUCUAAUAAGGAGGAGGACUUUGUGAUAAUUGAUCGUAUUGAGUUUAACGAAAAGUUUCGAUUUGGUGAUCCUUUUUCUGAUGUAGCCUUUUUGUCAAUGGAUAUGUGGCAACGAGGACGCUAUGAUCUCGCUCAAUUACUAAAGCACAAAUACCUAGAAAAAGCAGGUCAACGUUCAGUGAAUUGUGCCGAUUUGUAUACGUUUUACGAGGCGUAUCGGGCAGUUGUACGUGCCAAAGUUUGUGGAUUUCGUGCUAUGGAAUCGACAAUUCCAGCAGCUAGCCGUGCAGAAGAGAUCCAAAAAGCGCGUUGUCACUGGCUAGUGGCUCUUGAGAUGUUGAGUCAACCUAACGAACGACCGUGUUUGAUUUUAAUCGGUGGCCUUCCGGCAAGUGGUAAAUCUACUUUGUCUCGAAUGCUAGUCGAGUGUGACAAAAGUUUGGUUUGGUUACGUUCAGAUGUUAUUCGGAAAGAAUUGGCUGUACAUCAAGAUAAAAAGUUGACAGCUCAAGGUGUUGAAAUGCUUGAAGAGAGUCUUUAUUCCAUGAAUAUGACUUGCAGCACAUAUGAAGAACUGUUAAAACGAAGCAUUAAGCAUUUGCGUGAUGGAGGCCGUGUAAUUGUUGAUGCCACAUUUCAACAUCAUACGAAGCGGCAAGAAUUCAUUACGGCAGGUAAGAUGGAGGGUGCAUUGGUUGUCUUUAUCAUGUGUGAAUGCGAUCGGAAGAUUGCUAAAAGUCGAAUGCUGGCUCGAAAGAACGAUGUUUCAGACGCUACGUGGGAAGUAUACGAACAAAUGGAAAAGACUUGGCAAUUCUCGGUAGAUUUGAUGAUAGAGUACCGUGUCGUGAGGACGGACUGGGAUCAAGAGGAGACACUACAUCGCGCUCAGGAUAUCUUGUGUCGAGUUGGAGUUUGGUAA